UUUGAUGUGAUUGAUCUGAAAAUGGACAGUGUAAUGAAACUUGCUACAGGCUGCAUCAGGCGCUACUCAGAGGUGAUGACACUGCCGGACUCUUUUAUCCAGCACCAGCAGCUGGAUGCCAGCAUGGCUGACACCUUCCUGGAACAUCUCUGUCUGCUGGACAUCGACCAGGAGCCAAUCACAGCGCGCAACACCAGUAUAAUCUGCACCAUUGGUCCUGCAUCCCGAUCGGUCCCCAAACUCCAGGAGAUGGUCAAAGCAGGACUGAAUAUAGCCCGUCUAAACUUCUCUCAUGGCUCUCAUGGAUACCACGGGGAAACCAUCAAGAACAUUCGAGAGGCAGUGGAGACAGUAACCUCUGACCCCUUGUACUAUCGACCGGUCGCUAUCGCCUUGGACACAAAAGGUCCAGAGAUCCGCACUGGAUUAGUGAAAGGGAAGGUGGAGGAGGAGGUGGAGCUGGCAAAGGGCGACUCAGUCCGUGUGGUGACAGCAGAGAGUGAGAAAGACAACACAAAUGGGAAACUGGUCUGGGUGGAUUACCCCAACUUGCCCAAAGUCCUUAAGGAGGGGGGCACAAUCUACAUUGAUGAUGGACUCAUUGCACUUAAAGUCGUAGAAAUAGGUUCUGACUGGGUGGACACAGUGGUGGAGGCAGGUGGAGUUUUGUGCAGCCGUAAAGGUGUAAACCUCCCUGGAUGUGACCUGAUUGGCCUGCGGGCGGUCAGUGAGCGUGACGAGGCCGACUUGAGGUUCGGGGUGGCCCAGGGCAUCGAUAUGGUGUUUGCCAGCUUCAUCCGCUCUGCCCAGGAUGUCAAAGAUGUGAGGCGAGCUCUGGGGGCACAUGGACGAGAUAUCAAAAUUAUCAGCAAGGUGGAGAGCCGUCAAGGAGUACAGAAUUUUGAGGAAAUCUUGGCUGAGAGCGACGGAGUGAUGGUUGCCAGGGGUGACCUCGGGAUUGAGAUCCCAGCGGAGAAAGUUUUCAUCGCCCAGAAGAUGAUGAUUGGCCGCUGUAACGCUGCUGGAAAGCCUGUCAUCUGUGCCACACAGAUGCUGGAGAGCAUGGUGGCCCACCCACGGCCAACUCGAGCAGAGAGCAGUGACGUGGCCAACGCCGUGCUGGAUGGAGCCGACUGUGUAAUGUUAUCUGGGGAGACUGCCAAGGGACAGUUUCCUGUGGAGGCAGUGGCCAUGAUGCACUCGAUCUGCAGGGAGGCAGAAGCAGCUAUUUACCACCAGCAGCUGUUUGAGGAGCUGCGUCGUCUGACUCCUCUGUCCUCUGACCCCACAGAGGUCACAGCCAUCGGAGCUGUGGAGUCCUCCUUUAAAUGCUGCGCUGGAGCCAUCAUAGUCCUCACGACCACCGGCAGGUCGGCCCAUCUCCUGUCGCGGUACCGCCCUCGCUGUCCCAUCAUUGGAGUCACCAGAAGCCCUCAGGUGGCCCGUCAGGCCCAGCUGCUGAGAGGAGUGUUUCCUGUCCUCUUCCACCCCCUCCCUGCUCCGGUCUGGGCAGACGACGUAGACAACAGGGUUGACUUUGGCAUGGAGAUAGGAAAGGCCAGAGGGUUCUUCAAGACAGGUGACAUGGUGAUCGUGGUGACAGGCUGGAUCCCGGGCUCCGGUCACACUAACAUUAUGAGGGCAGUCAACGUCCCAUAACAACCGGACCAUACCGGACCCCAGCUCUGACUGUUCUGCCACUGUUAGAGCUUCUGUAAGGCAGUUCAUCGGUAAAAUCAUCUUCAGUGCUGAACAUAAAAGGACCAGAGCAACACCUCCAUGUGAACACUGUCACAAAUACAAUAUAAAAAGCAGUACAUGUCUAUCAUUGUUUUAUAAGUAAGGAAAUAUUUCCCACUGCAACUAGUCUCAUGAAUGUUGACUUUCUGUUUUCUGUCUUGAAAUCAGGCUCUU
Messenger RNA from Sphaeramia orbicularis (orbiculate cardinalfish), 1914 nucleotides. It is a transcript of the gene pklr, whose product is annotated as pyruvate kinase L/R. The coding region runs from base 22 to 1659 and encodes 545 amino acids. Gene Ontology annotation, molecular function: potassium ion binding; pyruvate kinase activity; magnesium ion binding. Gene Ontology annotation, biological process: glycolytic process. The transcript has 12 exons. Lineage: Eukaryota; Metazoa; Chordata; Actinopteri; Kurtiformes; Apogonidae. The record is from RefSeq and is a predicted model, not a curated record.